Molecule: messenger RNA, 561 nt
Organism: Octodon degus (degu)
Lineage: Eukaryota; Metazoa; Chordata; Mammalia; Rodentia; Octodontidae
Product: NKG2-A/NKG2-B type II integral membrane protein-like
Exons: 5
Coding region: 1-561 (186 amino acids)
Biological process (GO): positive regulation of natural killer cell mediated cytotoxicity; stimulatory C-type lectin receptor signaling pathway
Source: RefSeq, a predicted model, not a curated record
AUGAGUAACCAGAGGUGGCUGAAUCUGGCUAAGCACCAAAAGAAGCCACAAAGGAAACCUGCGGAGGCUACAGGUCCCAUUUCCCUAACUGAGCAGGAGAUGACCCAUGUGGAAUUAAGCCUUAGCAACGCCUCUCAGGCGUCUCCAGGCAAUGAGGUGUGCAAAGAGAAGCUCACUGCUGGGAUCCUGGGACUCUUCUGCUUAAAACUCGCUAUGAUGCUCACAGUAACAGUCACUAUUUCCUCUACCAUAAUAGAGGACCAGAACAAAUCUUCAUUGGUAAGAACUCCAAAAGGAACCCACAAUCUUUCCUCAGCAUAUCAUUGUGCUCAUUGUCCAAAUGAGUGGCUCACAUUUUCCAACAAUUGUUAUUACUUUGGUUCGGAAAAGAAAACUUGGAAUGAGAGUUUGGUGUCCUGCUCUUCUAAGAAUUCUAGCCUGACUUACAUAGAUGAUGGGAAAGAACUGUUUGAAAUGACUUACGCAAAAGUGGUUCCCCUUGUACCACCUACUUCAUUUUCCCCAAUGCUUGCAUCUCGAGUUACUAGAGAAGAAUGUUGA